AUGCAUAUAAUCAUUUUUAUUUUUUUAUUUUUUAUUAUUUUGUCCAAUGGACAAUUAUCAAGUUUUAAUCCAGUUUGGAUUGGUCCAAAGUGUAAGUCGAAACUUAACCUGAAAAUGAAAAAAAAAAAAGUUUUCAGUCCGUGAAACAUCUAUGCAAUCUAUAUCUGAAAGUAUCCAACUCUCUGAAGAUUGUGGAAUUCAGAAAGAAUCCAAACAUAAACGAUUUCCAUGGGCUGUCUCUUUCACAGUUGAUGUAAGUCUCGAGAGUUUGGAAAAACCUAAUCUAAUAGAGUUUUUUUUUGCAGGGCGUCAACCGUUUAGGUGGUAGUAUCAUAAGUCCUUAUCACAUCCUUACAGCUGCGCAUGGUUUUAUUACAGCGAUUGGAGUGGGUGGUAAUUUGUGUAUGAAUUUACCGGCAAAGUAAGUAGGGAAAAGGUUAGGGUAACUUACCAAAGAAAACUUCAAAAAAUUUGCAAAAGGAUCUCAUCAAAUUUUUUGUUCCAUUUCAGUAGAUCAAUGUAUCGUGAUAUCGAAGAUCUCCAAAAAACUCGAAAAAUCGCAUAUGGCGGAGAAUGUAUUCGAGGAUUCACUGAAAAUCUUCCAAAUAAUGAAAAUUGUUCAAAACCCGAUGUAGUUUUCAAUACGAUUCGAAGUGUUUUGAUUGAUGGCGAUUUUGUUGCUGGAAGAUGUAUUGAUGGACAUGAUUGGGCUAUUGUAGAAGUUGAGAAUCGUAUCAAAUUCAAUGAAAAUGUUGCACCAAUUUGUUUGCCAAGAAAGAAAAUGUAUCAUUCGAAGACUUUGAGUGUUCCCGGUUGGGGGAGAAGAUACAGUAAGUUGGUAGUUUUAAAUUAAAAACUGAAACUUAUUAGACGUGUCAUUAUCAAAUCGUUGUUUAAUUUUCAAAAUAAUAUCAUCCAAAAAAUAUUGUUCCAGUUUUCAACGAGAGCGGUCCAAUGAUUCAUGAAAUUCCAAUGCGAAUUGAUCCUGAUUGUCCACGAGCUCGUCCCUGGAGUGACAAUCUCCCAAUCGAUGCAUCUGAUUAUAUCUGCGCUACAUCUCUCGACACUAGAGAUUAUUUUGCCCCACGAACUUGUCACGGUGACAGCGGUGGUGGGUUAGAAUAUCGAGAUGACUUCGAGAAAACUCAUCUUAUUGCUAUGACAAGUUUUGGAACAAAAGGAUGUCCAGCAAAUAUGUUGGCAAGAUUUACACGGGUUGAUAGAUAUACUCAAUUGAUUUGUCAGUUUACGGGUGUUUGUUAUAGUGUGUGA
Caenorhabditis angaria is the source of this 1272-nucleotide messenger RNA. NCBI's taxonomy places the organism in Eukaryota, Metazoa, Nematoda, Chromadorea, Rhabditida, Rhabditidae. The record is from the annotation of a GenBank genome assembly.